Oryzias melastigma (Indian medaka) is the source of this 1031-nucleotide messenger RNA. RefSeq names its product glutathione S-transferase Mu 5. Gene Ontology annotation, biological process: glutathione metabolic process. The transcript has 8 exons. The record is from RefSeq and is a predicted model, not a curated record. Bases 110 to 769 code for a protein of 219 amino acids. Gene Ontology annotation, molecular function: glutathione transferase activity. Lineage: Eukaryota; Metazoa; Chordata; Actinopteri; Beloniformes; Adrianichthyidae.
CACCUCCCUCUUUGGCUACAAAAGAGCUCCGAUCAUCUCUGCAGCUCCACUAACCAGCGCCGUCUGCAGAAGUUUCCUCAGAAGUGUCUGAUCCAGCAACUCGAUCAACAUGUCUAUGACUCUGGGAUACUGGGAUAUUCGUGGGCUCGCCCACCCCACCCGCCUUCUGCUGGAGUACACCGGCACCAAGUAUGAGGAGAAGACCUACGUGUGUGGAGAAGCACCAAACUAUGACAAAAGCGGCUGGUUCAAUGUGAAAUUCAAGCUCGGACUGGACUUCCCCAAUCUGCCCUACUUAGUGGAUGGUGACAAAAAGAUCGUGCAGAGCAAUGCUAUCCAGAGGUACCUGGCCAGGAAGAACAAGCUUUGUGGAGAAACUGAAGAGGAGAAGAUUCGACUGGACAUGCUGGAGAACGUGGUCGUGGACUUCAGAAUGAGCUUCAUCAGGAUGUGCUACACUGACUACGACAACCUGAAGCCAGAGUACCUCAAGACUCUCCCUGAUGUCUUGAAGCAGUUCUCAGACUUCCUGGGAAACAGGAAGUGGUUCGCUGGAGACAGGCUCACCUUUGGAGACUUCAUAAUGUACGAUGUGUUGGAUCAGCAGAGGAUCUUUCUUCCUACAUGCCUCGAUGCCUUUAAGAACUUGAAAGACUUCCUGGAUCGCUUUGAGUCAUUGGAGAGGAUUUCUGCCUUCAUGAAGUCAGGCAGAUACAUCCGGACCCCGAUUCACAACAGGAUGGCCAAAUGGGGAAACAAAAAAAUCUGAAGACUCAAGUUUCAUAAAACCCACUCCAGAACAGCAGUGCUACUGAUUCAUAUAAGCAACACUUCUUUGUAUUUGUUAUUUAGUUGCUGUGUGCCCUUCGAUCACAACAUAAGUUAACGGGACAUCCAUAAAACCCUUCACAAAAACAGAAACACCACAACCUGUUAUUGAUGUUUGAAGAAAACCUGUCAUUUCAAUGCAGCACUACUGACAUUUGUAACUUAAAUUUUGACUGAAAAAAUAAAAUUUUGCAUGGACUUUU